AUGCAAGACGACGCGUCCCAAGUCGGCUACUACGACACCGACGAACUCGUCCAACAGCGCGACGAAUCGAGCGACAUGCUCUCCCAAAUAGAACCCCUCUCGGACGAGUCGUUGCAAGCUUUGGGGAGGUUGGCGAGGUACAAACCGCCGUUGGAUACGUGUGAGUUCACGGAGGGACCUGUGUUGAUGUCCCGGGGGCACUUGUGCGCUCAGUGGUCGGUAUUUGUGGGGCUUGAACCAGCUCGGCUGAUCACGAACGCCGGUCCGCGCUUCCAACCACGUAGACCCGGUCCCAGCAGGUCGAGCCGCUGUUCUCGUCGCCCUCUUUGGCUCACGAACGGGGAAGAACCUCAACGUACUACUCUCUACUCGCUCAAAGACCCUACGCACCUUUGUGAGUGGGCCCACCCAAGCAGUAAAGAUCCGGGAGCACGAGCUGACUCCAAAAGUGGGGCCCGCGGCGUGGGGUGAUCGAUGACCGAAUUCAUUAGCCGGGUCAUGUCGCUUUACCCGGGGGCAAGAUGGAGGCCGGUGGUGAGUGGUCCGGUCGUGCGGACUCUUUGCAAGAUAGAGAGCAAUAUCUGAGACUGGCUCCAUAUACUUCCCGUCUCAUAGACAUGAACCUCGAAGCUACUGCCAGGCGGGAAGGUCAGUGUUUAGAAAGCCGGAGAAUUCUUCGGCAAAGCUCCCCGUUGCAACAAAGGACGGUCCUGACGCACGUCUUUGUUGCACAGCGUUUGAGGAAGUUGGUCUUCCGUAUAAUGCGGAGAAGAUCCGGUACUUGACCACUCUACCUCCUUACCUGGCGAGGAACCUGUUGCUCGUGACGCCCGUCGUCGUUUUCGUGAUUGAUUACUCGCUCAAGGUGCGCGCAAGCUUUCAGGGAGCACCACGGAGGCAUCACCAACGAGAACCGACCUGAAUUCUUUGUACAGCCCGAACUGAAUGCAGACGAAGUCGACACCGUAUUCUCCUUCCCCCUCUCCGGAUUCCUCUCCGACACCGGCUCGGACCCCUCUCUGACCAAUGCCGUACCCAAGGACGUUAUCACCGGCGAUAAACCCUACCACACCUACGCCGACUACGAAUGGUUCGACAGGGUGCCUUCACGAUUCCAUUCGUUCGAAACGAAUCAUAAGCCUGUCACGGGGUUGACCGCGGGCAUUUUGAUUCAGGUGGCGGAGAUUGCUUAUGGGCGGAAACCAGCUUUUGGGAAGGAAGCUCCGGGGGAGAAGAGUCGCGAGGAGGUGAGUGAACAGCUUCAGGAGAUAGUAUGCUCAUCAUGUGCUCAAGCGCUGACUGCCGGCUUUGGUCACCCUCUAGCUCUUUGAGGCGGCUUCCAAGGAUCCUCGGUGGAAAGUCGCGAGGGCACAACCCAGCAUCGAUGAUACACCCCCGAGUAGUAAAUUGUGA
Messenger RNA from Microbotryum saponariae, 1413 nucleotides. NCBI's taxonomy places the organism in Eukaryota, Fungi, Basidiomycota, Microbotryomycetes, Microbotryales, Microbotryaceae. The record is from the annotation of a GenBank genome assembly.